Saimiri boliviensis boliviensis (Bolivian squirrel monkey) is the source of this 5434-nucleotide messenger RNA. RefSeq names its product PTPRF interacting protein alpha 1 (gene PPFIA1). The record is from RefSeq and is a predicted model, not a curated record. Gene Ontology annotation, biological process: synapse organization. Gene Ontology annotation, cellular component: presynaptic active zone. Gene Ontology annotation, molecular function: protein binding. Lineage: Eukaryota; Metazoa; Chordata; Mammalia; Primates; Cebidae.
CGGGCACGUUGACGCCGGCGCCGCGCAGCCGGGCCCGCUCCUCCUCCGCUCCGCCAGUGUCCGGCCGCGGGCCGGCCUUAGUGACUGGGGCGGCGGGCCCCGGGGCCGCGGCGCGGGGCGGGCAGGCGGACGCCGGCCGCGGGCCGCCUUCGUCGGCUCCCGAGCUCGCCCGGAGCGAGCAGCCGGCCGCGAGCCGCCUCGGAGCCUCCUCGUCCGCUCCCGCCGGCGAGCAAGAUGAUGUGCGAGGUGAUGCCGACCAUCAGCGAAGCAGAAGGCCCCCCUGGAGGAAGCGGAAGCCAUGGGUCCGGCUCCCCUUCACAGCCAGACGCAGAUUCACAUUUUGAACAGUUGAUGGUCUCCAUGCUGGAAGAAAGGGACCGUCUUCUUGACACACUGAGAGAGACUCAAGAAACGCUGGCAUUAACCCAGGGGAAGUUACACGAGGUUGGUCAUGAAAGAGAUUCUUUGCAGAGACAGCUCAACACGGCACUUCCGCAGGAGUUUGCGGCACUUACUAAAGAACUCAAUGUAUGCAGGGAACAGCUCCUUGAAAGGGAAGAAGAAAUUGCUGAACUGAAAGCAGAAAGGAACAACACCAGACUGCUGUUGGAGCAUUUGGAAUGCCUUGUUUCCAGGCACGAGCGGUCUCUUAGGAUGACCGUGGUGAAGAGACAAGCGCAGUCUCCAGCAGGCGUGUCCAGCGAAGUGGAGGUGCUGAAGGCCCUGAAGUCGCUAUUUGAACACCACAAAGCUCUGGACGAAAAGGUGAGAGAGCGAUUACGAGUAGCACUUGAAAGAUGUAGUUUGUUAGAAGAAGAAUUAGGUGCAACACACAAAGAGCUAAUGAUUCUUAAAGAACAGAAUAAUCAGAAAAAAACACUAACAGACGGAGUGCUGGAUGUAAACCAUGAACAAGAAAAUACACCGAGCACGAACGGAAAGAGAUCUUCUGAUGGUUCUUUAAGCCACGAGGAAGACCUUGCUAAAGUAAUUGAGCUCCAAGAAAUCAUAAGUAAGCAGUCAAGGGAACAGAGCCAAAUGAAGGACCGCCUGGCGGCCCUCUCCAGUCACGUGACAGAGCUGGAAGAGGAUCUGGACACCGCCAGAAAAGAUCUCAUCAAAUCGGAAGAAAUGAACACAAAACUGCAGCGGGAUGUCCGUGAAGCCAUGGCCCAAAAGGAAGACAUGGAAGAGAGAAUCACUACUCUUGAAAAACGCUACCUCGCUGCACAGCGUGAAGCCACGUCUGUGCAUGACCUCAAUGAUAAACUUGAAAAUGAAAUUGCAAAUAAAGAUUCUAUGCAUCGACAGACCGAAGAUAAAAACCGCCAGUUACAGGAGCGCUUGGAAUUGGCAGAGCAAAAGCUGCAACAGACACUGAGGAAGGCGGAGACGCUUCCCGAGGUGGAGGCGGAGCUGGCCCAGAGGGUGGCAGCGCUUUCCAAGUCUGACCUUUUGUCUUCUGGGAGCUCUGCUGCUAAGGAAGCUAAACUGUCGGAACUUACUUCCAAGCUUAGGAAGGCUGAAGAGAGACAUGGCAACAUUGAAGAAAGGCUACGACAGAUGGAAGCACAGCUGGAGGAGAAGAAUCAAGAACUGCAGCGGGCAAGGCAAAGAGAAAAAAUGAACGAAGAACAUAAUAAACGUUUAUCAGACACUGUUGACAAGCUGCUUUCAGAAUCUAAUGAGAGGCUUCAACUUCAUCUUAAAGAGAGAAUGGCUGCUUUGGAAGAUAAGAAUUCUCUACUAAGAGAAGUUGAGAAUGCAAAAAAGCAAUUAGAAGAAACACAGCAUGAUAAGGAUCAGCUUGUCCUAAACAUUGAAGCGUUGAGGGCUGAACUAGACCAGAUGAGACUAAGAGGUGCUUCACUUCAUCAUGGCCGACCCCACUUGGGCAGUGUCCCAGAUUUCAGGUUCCCCAUGGCAGACGGCCACACAGACUCCUACAGCAGCAGCUCGGUGCUGCGGCGCCCCCAGAAAGGCCGUCUGGCUGCCCUUCGAGAUGAGCCUUCCAAGGUACAGACUCUUAAUGAGCAGGAUUGGGAACGUGCCCAGCAAGCUAGUGUCUUGGCAAACGUAGCACAAGCAUUUGAGAGUGAUGCUGACGUGUCUGAUGGUGAAGAUGACAGGGACACUCUCCUCAGCUCAGUUGACCUGCUGUCGCCCAGCGGGCAGGCCGACGCACACACGCUAGCCAUGAUGCUUCAGGAGCAGCUGGACGCUAUCAACAAAGAGAUCAGGUUGAUUCAAGAAGAAAAAGAAAACACAGAGCAGCGGGCAGAGGAGAUUGAAAAUCGAGUUGGCAGUGGAAGUCUAGACAAUCUUGGUCGUUUUAGAUCAAUGAGCUCCAUUCCCCCGUAUCCUGCUUCCUCGCUUGCUAGCUCCUCCCCUCCAAGCAGUGGGCGCUCCACUCCACGAAGGAUUCCUCACAGCCCAGCCCGGGAAGUGGACAGACUGGGCGUCAUGACCCUUCCUAGUGACUUAAGGAAACAUCGUAGAAAGUUGCCAGCUUCCAGAGAAGAGGUACGAGAUGACAAGACAACUAUCAAGUGUGAAACCUCCCCGCCUUCCUCCCCCAGAGCCCUUCGGUUAGACCGGCUACACAAAGGGGCGCUGCACACCGUCAGCCAUGAGGACGUCAGGGACCUAAGGAACUCCACAGGCUCCCAGGACGGUCCCGUGAGCAAUCCCAGCAGCAGCAACAGUAGCCAGGACUCACUCCACAAAGCCCCCAAGAAGAAGGGCAUUAAGUCCUCCAUUGGCCGCUUGUUUGGCAAGAAAGAAAAGGGCCGACCUGGACAAACUGGCAAAGACGCAUUAGGACAAGCUGGUGUUUCCGAAAUGGAUAACUCAUCUCAGGAUGCCUUGGGACUUAGCAAAUUGGGAGGACAGGCUGAAAAAAAUCGUAAACUUCAAAAAAAGCAUGAAUUGCUGGAGGAAGCCCGGAGACAAGGUUUACCUUUUGCCCAAUGGGACGGGCCAACGGUUGUGGUGUGGCUGGAGCUCUGGGUUGGGAUGCCAGCCUGGUAUGUGGCUGCCUGCCGUGCAAAUGUGAAAAGUGGGGCCAUCAUGUCGGCCCUGUCCGACACAGAGAUCCAGCGUGAGAUCGGGAUCAGCAACCCCCUGCACAGGCUGAAGCUGAGGCUGGCCAUCCAGGAGAUCAUGUCGCUGACCAGCCCGUCUGCCCCGCCCACGUCUAGAACGACCACAGGAAAUGUCUGGUUAACACACGAAGAGAUGGAAACGCUCGCAGCCACGCCGCAAACGGAAGAUGAGGAGGGAAGCUGGGCUCAGACACUUGCCUAUGGGGACAUGAACCACGAGUGGAUUGGCAACGAGUGGCUCCCCAGCCUGGGCCUCCCCCAGUACCGCAGCUAUUUCAUGGAGUGCCUUGUGGACGCCAGGAUGCUGGACCACUUGACCAAGAAAGACCUUCGAGGGCAGCUGAAAAUGGUCGACAGUUUUCACAGAAACAGUUUCCAGUGUGGAAUUAUGUGCCUGAGAAGGUUAAAUUAUGACCGGAAAGAACUGGAAAGAAAAAGAGAAGAAAGUCAGAAUGAAAUAAAAGAUGUGCUUGUUUGGAGCAAUGAUCGAGUGAUUCGCUGGAUCCUGUCAAUUGGCCUUAAAGAAUAUGCAAACAAUCUGCUAGAGAGUGGUGUUCACGGAGCCCUGCUGGCCUUAGAGGAAACCUUUGACUUCAGCACCUUGGCCCUGCUGUUACAGAUUCCGACACAGAACACACAGGCUCGUGCUGUCUUGGAAAGAGAAUUUAACAACCUUUUGGUCAUGGGGACUGAUAGAAGGUUCGAUGAAGAUGAUGAUAAAAGCUUUAGGAGAGCACCUUCAUGGAGAAAAAAGUUUAGACCAAAGGACAUUCGUGGCUUAGCUGCUGGGUCAGCAGAGACGCUCCCUGCAAACUUCCGGGUGACUUCUUCCAUGUCUUCACCCUCUAUGCAGCCAAAGAAGAUGCAGAUGGAUGGCAAUGUAUCAGGAACACAGAGGUUGGAUUCUGCUACAGUCAGGACUUACUCCUGCUAAAGUCUCCUGUUGUUUACCCACACUACUUCUACAGAUGAUUACGCAGCAUUUUGAAUCCAACAAAGACGACAUUUUAGAAUCCAAUGGAAUCUUUAAUCUGUUAAUACUUGUUAUAUGGACCCUAAGAUAUUUUAUUACAGAGUUUUUAAUUAGUGAAAAAUUCAUAAAUACCAUAGAGAAAAUAUUUUAGAAUUUAAUGUUUCUUAUAUUUAUGUAAACUUAUGACUCUUCAUUUAUAUAGUUACUUACUUUUUCAUGUAUAUCCAGGCUAUAAAUAUCCUUUCAAAUCAUGUUCUUAUACCUAAUUUUAGUCUUUCAAAUGAAUGUACUGUAAUGCUUGUAUGUAUAAAUCCUAUGAACAAAUAUAGGGCUUUUGUAAAUUAUGCAUUUAUUGUAAUUAUUGUUUAAUUUUUUAAUGGUAAACCAUGACAAAGGAUUUUACUACGUUUAUAAAGUUAUGACAGAAGCAAUGUGCAUUAUCCUUUACAGAUGCAACCUAGCUCUACAGCAAUCAUUUUGAAAUACGCAUACCUAAUUUCAAGCAAUUGUUGUAUUUUAAUGACUGACCUUAAGUAUACUUUUUCUAGCAAGAAAUGCUUUAUUCCGCAGCGUGAACAGAUUUAAAAUAGCUGGUGUUAAAUACCAGCUUCUAAUAAAGUGUGGACUGAAAAGACUAUCAUGACACUCUGAGAAACCCCAGCACUGGUUAACGCUUUCCUAGCCUCGUCUCUGGGUUUGCGGAGCUUGUCUUCAGUGGCUGACAGAGGCUGGGAGCUGGGAGCAGUUCUCUCACUGGAGAGGCUCGGGAUGGGGUCACCUGGGACCAGCCCAGCCCCUGCACCCUCUUCCCUGCCUCUCCUCCUUGGGCGUGGGCGGAGAGAGACACCCAUGGAGCCCAAUUAGGGCCAGUCAGCCGGCACCGUGCUCUCAUCCUGCAAGUCUGUGCACACAGCGGACGAGGCAGGAGACCCAGAAAACCGUGUAGAGCAACUCUAAUAAAGGCCUUAUUUUUCUUACGUAAAUCAUCUUUUUACAUUUGUUUGUAAACAUGUUUAAAGAAAGAACCUAGUGGGACAUUUUUAGACUUUGAUGAUAUAGCCAUUGUGGAUUGUGUAAGUUGCAAAUGUGGCUUUUUAAAUGGCAUAUUAAAAAGCCAGCAAAGCGUGUCAGACCAUGGCGUGGUAUUUAUUGUGCAGCAGAUACAGAGAUAGAGGCAGCCUCUUUCACAUUUGGUUUCUGCUUUUAAUUUACUUGUACAAUUCAUUGUUACUGUUCUGUUUUUCUAAUCUUUUGUGAACUUCCUGAUUAUGUAACAAAGUAUGUACAGUCUACUUUUGAACUAUUUUUAUCACAGUAUUAUUUAUUGCUUUCUUUCAAUAAAGUACUGAAGCAUUUU